GUCUCCAGCACGGCGGCACCGAGCCCCUGGCGCCGGGGGUGGAGGACGACGGCUGCUACAUGCAGCUGGCCAGGCCGGGGGGGGCGCUGGAGCUGAGCUUGCUGGGCCGGGCGGGCGCAGGGCAGCAGGGCCGCGCCCGCGUCAACGGCUCGCAGGCCACGCUGCUGGCCAAGAAGCGGGUGAUCCGCAUGCUGGUCGUCAUCGUGGUGAUGUUCUUCGUCUGCUGGCUGCCCAUCUUCUCCGCCAACACCUGGCGCGCCUUCGCCCCGGUCGCGGCCCAUCGGGUGUUGUCGGGCGCCCCCAUCUCCUUCAUCCACCUGCUGUCCUACACCUCGGCCUGCGCCAACCCGCUCAUCUACUGCUUCAUGAACCGGCGCUUCCGCUCCGCCUUCGCCGCCACCUUCGCCCGCUGCCGCCCCCGGCGCCCCCGGCGCCCCCCGCCCGACGACGACAUGCCUACCACCGGCGCCUCCCUCUCCAAGAUCAGCUACACCACCGUCAGCAGCCUGGGGCCCCCCUAGCGCCCCCGUCAGCAGCCUGGG
Terrapene triunguis (Three-toed box turtle) is the source of this 542-nucleotide messenger RNA. RefSeq names its product gastrin/cholecystokinin type B receptor-like. The record is from RefSeq and is a predicted model, not a curated record. Lineage: Eukaryota; Metazoa; Chordata; Testudines; Emydidae. Gene Ontology annotation, molecular function: cholecystokinin receptor activity; gastrin receptor activity. The transcript has a single exon. Gene Ontology annotation, cellular component: plasma membrane. The annotation marks the transcript as partial. Gene Ontology annotation, biological process: phospholipase C-activating G protein-coupled receptor signaling pathway.